AUGUCAUUCGGGAAGUAUAUAGAGAGAAGACUGGAAAUAUUCGAUAGAGUAAAAGGACAGCAGGAAAGUCAAGAGAAAGUGAAAAUUCAAAUAAAAACAGUCCAUGGGGAAAUAGAAGGACUAAGUCAUGAGACUACUCCCUUCAAGAUCUCACAAGAAAUCAACCCAAAUCACAAGGAAUUCAUCGUAGCAAGAGUAAAUGAAGAACUCUGGGAUGCCCACAGACCCUUUGAAAGAGAUUCUGUCGUUGAAUUUCUAACAUUUUCAGAUGAAGAUGGAAAGAAAGUCUUCUGGCACUCAUCUGCACAUAUAUUAGGGGAAGCCUGCGAGAGUAAUUUCCAGUGCAAUUUAUGUCUAGGGCCACCAACAGAGAGUGGUUUCUUCUACGAGAUGCACAUGGACAGGACUGUAGUACCAGAGGACUACAAAGCACUCAGGAAGGACAUGAGGAAGAUAAUGAAGGAAAACCAGAAAUUUGAGAGAUUAGAGAUGACAAAGACAGAACUACUGGAGAUGUUUGCAGAGAAUCCUCUGAAGGUAGAACUAAUCCAGGAUAAAGUACAGGAUAGAAGCACAGUCUACAAGUGUGGACCACUAAUUGAUUUCUGUCUAGGACCACAUAUCCCAUCGACUGGGUACGUUAAGGCAAUUGAAGUCCUGCACCACAGCAGUUCAUUCUUCCUGGGAGAUUCAUCUAGACCAGUCCUUCAGCGUAUAUACGGAGUAUCCUUCCCUUCAAAGGAUGAACUUCUGGUGCACCUGAUGAACUUGGAAGAAGCAAAGAAGAAUAACCACAGGAAGAUAGGGGCAGACUUAGAUCUGUUCUUCUUUUCCCCAAUGAGCCCUGGAUCUUGCUUCUUUAUGCCCAAGGGCACAUUCAUUUACAACGCACUCAUUCGGUUGAUGCGAGAGAACUACAGGAAGAGAGGGUUUAAGGAGGUUAUUACCCCAAAUGUAUUCACUAAUGAACUCUGGAAGACAAGUGGUCACUGGGAUAAGUACAAGGAAGAUAUGUUCUGCUUCCCAGCUGAUAACACAGAAAUGGCCUUGAAACCAAUGAACUGCCCAGGACACUGUCUCUUAUUCGAGCACAUGAGCUGUUCAUACAGGGAUUUACCCUUGCGUCUGGCUGACUUUGGAGUACUCCACAGGAACGAAGUCUCAGGGGCACUCACUGGCCUGACACGUGUACGAAGGUUCCAGCAAGAUGAUGCACACAUCUUCCUCUCUCAGGAGAUGGUUGCAGGUGAGAUUGAACAGUGUCUGCAAUUCCUGGAGGAAGUCUAUGGAUUGCUUGGGUUUAAGUACACUGUCUGCCUGAGUACCAGACCAGAGAAGUACAUUGGAGAAAUAUCCGUAUGGGAUGCAGCUGAGGCACAGCUUAAGGCAGCCCUGGAGAAGAGUCAAGUCGCAUGGACACUCAAUGAAGGAGAUGGUGCAUUCUACGGCCCAAAGAUAGAUAUCUCCGUAUGUGAUGCACUUGGGAGAAAGCACCAGUGUGGUACUGUCCAACUGGACUUCCAACUGCCUGAAAGAUUCGCUUUAAAGUACGCAGGAAAGGAAGGUUCUUCAGAGCGGCCUGUCAUGAUCCACAGGGCCAUCCUUGGGAGCGUAGAGAGAAUGUCAGGGAUACUCCUGGAGCACUACAAGGGAAGAUUACCUCCUUGGCUUAACCCAAACCAAAUUGCAGUCAUCCCCGUCUCACAGAAUGAAAUACCAUACGCCCGGGUAGUAGCACAGGAGAUGAGUGAGAUGGAAGUGUCAGUUGAUGCAUCUGAGUGCACUUUGAACAAGAAGAUUUUGAAUGCAGAGAAGGCCAGGUACUCGUACGUCAUUGUAGUGGGCCCUAAGGAGGCAGCAGCACACCACGUGUCAAUCAGAAAUCUAGUGAAUAGAACAACAGUAACGGUCACCCUACAGGCAGCACGGGAAAUGAUCACAGAAGGAAUCCGUAAUAGAGUCAGUGCACCCGCAGAUGCCAUGCAGUUCCUGCCAUCACCCGGGACAAAGGGCCUCCCAGCACAGGUCUCCCAGGCAAUGGUCUGCCUGGAGAAACUCGUCCUUGCCAUAAAGACAAAGGUCAUGGAGACCCUCAGAAUAAGAUAG
Molecule: messenger RNA, 2106 nt
Organism: Nematocida ausubeli
Lineage: Eukaryota; Fungi; Microsporidia
Exons: 1
Coding region: 1-2106 (701 amino acids)
Biological process (GO): threonyl-tRNA aminoacylation
Cellular component (GO): cytoplasm; mitochondrion
Molecular function (GO): threonine-tRNA ligase activity; ATP binding
Source: RefSeq, a predicted model, not a curated record